AUGGUAGAACUUAAUCAAAGAGAAGCUCUGGAGGUCAAAGACAGCAAGAAGACAAAAUUUGUCGUUGGUGAUGACACGCCAUCCGUCCAUCAUUCUCCACCUCCAACCUCUCCGGCUACACUCAAGAAGCCCAUGCGACAUCAUGUCAAGCGAAGAUCAACUAGCCGAGUACACGUUGCAAAGCUAGCUCCUAUUGCCAGAACCAAUGUUGCCCACACAGAUAGUGAGGCAGACUUUGAGCCGGACGAACCCCGGCCAACCAUGCGAAGAUCGCAAUCACAACGGUCUUUACGACGCUUGCCAUUCGAUAAAAAAAGUUUAGCAACCCUGACUCCUUAUUCAGCACCAAAAUCAGUUGAUGCAGAAAAGACGACUAGAAAAGGUCUCCCAUUUGAAAAAUAUAGUACUAGCACACCACUGGAAAGGAAAGACUUGGGGGAUGUCCAUGAGAAGACAUCACACCGCACCAACCCGAUAGUCUUGUCACACAUGACUCUUGCUGCGCCUGUGGAACAGAUAUUUAAUGCCGUUGCGUCUACCCUUGUGGUAAAGACAGCUCAAUCUCCUACAGCUCCCCAAGAAGUAUCAAAGCCCUUGCCAGAGCGCCCAGAGCGUCAAGAGCGCCCAGAGCGUCAAGAGCCUCUGAGAUCUCAGUUUGUAGCCCGUCGCUCCGAGACUCUGAGUCCGGUACGCACCAAGCCUCAUUCGAAUCAUGCCCGGCCAACCAUUACACGAACUCAGCAAAAGUUACUUUUGCAACGACAACAAUGCAUGGAAGAAGAAAAAUGCUUAAUAAGUCCAUGUCAUCAUCAAAAACUGAGCAGUGAGGUUGAGCGUGUGGGCCGUGAGUACCAAUGCAUUCGACGGCAUCAUGAUCCGUUGACAGAAAGCAUCCUAAGAUGUCUUGAAAGACGGACCACGCUCACAGCCAAGAGAUAUCCUAAAUCCGGAGAAGCCGUAUCACGUGCGCUGUCCAGUUCUAAUGUUCCAUUAUCUGAAACACGAUCUCCAGCGUAUGUUGACCAUCGACAGACGACAGCUUAUCGGCACCCUCAUCUAAGGACAAUCGCAGAGAUACGAGCACAAAACUCAAUAAAUAGCUCAAACUCUACUCCAAAUGUUUUUGGUGUACGAUGGAACACAGGGUCUGACACAUUGGACUGGGUCUUACAUGUUUUUACUCAUGGCAAUGACAGUACUUGAGUUUUAUUUUAUUUCAUUUUUCAUUAUUAUUUUUUGUCUGUAAAGUAUACAUAUAUACAUAUUUCUCUUCAUUUUAUUUUAUAUUUCUUUUCUGUCAUUGUUUUUUUUUCGUGUAUGUUUUAAUAAAGGUUCUUAUUUUUCUCUU
This is a messenger RNA of Phycomyces blakesleeanus NRRL 1555(-), 1348 nucleotides long. RefSeq lists its product as hypothetical. The record is from RefSeq and is a predicted model, not a curated record. Gene Ontology annotation, cellular component: TORC1 complex. The transcript has a single exon. Gene Ontology annotation, biological process: TOR signaling. Lineage: Eukaryota; Fungi; Mucoromycota; Mucoromycetes; Mucorales; Phycomycetaceae. Bases 1 to 1203 code for a protein of 400 amino acids.